UCCGCCUGUUACUGCGCAACGGCUCUUCAGCCACAGUCUCAACCACGACUGCGAUCUUACGACGGGCUUGAGAUCUCCCGGCGAGCCUGAUCGCUCUGAGUUGUGAGAGGCCCGUCUGCGUCGCGCUUCGAGCCGCAGCAGACCCGGACUGGGGUCGAAGAUGCUGUACGCAAGCUGAUCUCUGAGGCAGCGCAAACGAUGGAUUCCGUUAUAGGCUAGUGUUGCGCAGAGUGAUGAUGGUGUCUUAUCUCGCAUUUUCGUGUUGAAGGUCCAAGGGAGGAAUUAUAAAGCUGAGGAAGUGCAUACCACGAAGCUCAUUAGUCCCAACAUCCUGCACAUCCAAUCUUCGUCAGACUUGAGAGACUCUUCCUCAUCUCAAUUCACUAUCUCACUGUGAAAUCUUCUCAAUACCAGAUAAACUCCUCCAUCCAUCACCAUGGCCGCACCAACCCGUCCCCCAAAAAACGCAUUCAACACCUGGGCCCGCAAAGUCUACAACCCGCUCGGCUUCAGUAAAGCCUACAACUUCAUCCUCUACUUUAUCUUUGCGGGCGCGUUCUUCAGCUUCGCGCUCGCCCGUUUCAUGUACCUCAACUUCGCCGGCCACUUCUGCCCUGUCGAUCCCAAGGGCGGGAACUCCGCUGCGCCGGGAGAGUGCUACUAUUACAUGACCUUCUCCCGCGACAGGAUCGGCAUCAUGCUCCACCUUGCUAGCAUCCUGCCAGCUAGUGUCCUGGCUUGUGUCCAGUUUACGCCGUUCAUCCGCCAUAGGUGGAUUCUCGUCCAUCGUAUCUCGGGAUACCUCGCGGUGCUGCUGUACAUCGUCAGCCUUGCUGGCGCACUGAUGAUUGCACAUAUGGCUUUUGGUGGAGGUAUGGAUGUGCAAGUCUGGGUUGGGUUUGUUGGGAUUGGAGUGCUGGUCUGCUUUAUCUUGGCUAUUAUCAAUGUCAAGAGGUUGCAGAUCGAGCAGCACAGGGCGUGGAUGCUGAGGGGAUGGUUUUACGCUGGCUCUAUCAUCACAAGUCGGUUCAUUAUGAUCAUCGCUGCCAUAGUCAUUUCGAACAAGGGUCACCACAUCGUUUGGCCUUGCGCCAAGAUCGCCGACACAAUCGCCGACGAUAUGGAUCUUGUGUCUGAGUAUCCUGCUUGCGCAGCAUUCGUAGAUGGCAGCAACCUGAACCAAGUGUCUGCUGUCCUUGCGGAUAUGGGCGGUGCUUCCGCCGCGAACGCCGGUGCAGCACUGGAUAUGAACUUUGGUAUGGCGUUAUGGCUCGCAUUCGCGGUGCAUGCGCUUGGUAUCGAGAUCUAUUUGCAACUUACUCCGAAAGAAGCCGAACGCUUGAGACAAGUCAGCUACACACGACAGCUCGAGGCUGGUAUGCACAAGCCAGGCUCCGCCGGGUUGACUGCUGAUCGACUCGGCGAUGCAAAGCCAUGGGUCGUUGAGGACAGAAGGUCGAUUAAUGUUCCAUUGUUGGCUAAGGUAGACGAAUUAGUGGUGGGAAAGUAAAUGCUUCGAUAUUUGUACAGUACCUUUGAGCCCCGAAGAAGUGGACUAGACCAUGUUUUGCCGACAGCCAUUUUGACGGCCC
Molecule: messenger RNA, 1592 nt
Organism: Macroventuria anomochaeta
Lineage: Eukaryota; Fungi; Ascomycota; Dothideomycetes; Pleosporales; Didymellaceae
Exons: 3
Coding region: 437-1510 (357 amino acids)
Source: RefSeq, a predicted model, not a curated record